AGUUACAGUUAUUAAAAAUACAUAAAGCCUCACUUUUAGGUUCACUUAUUAUGGACGAAUAUUUUCAUAAUUUUAGGAAAAAUACUUAACAAUGGUCGCAUAGUGAAUUAUUAAUCUUAUACAAUGGGUACAAGAAACUUAUCAAAAAAAGAACUUGAAGAGCUUCGUAAGAAAGAAGAAGAGGAAGCCGCAGCUCAUGUAUUCAAAGAAUUUGUGGAGACCUUUCAAGAAGUACCAAGUACCACUUCUAAGGUAUGGGUGAAAGCAGGCACAUAUGAUGCAGGCGCAAGAAAGGAAGAUACAUCGGAACGUGGCAAAUUGUAUAAGCCAGUGUCACGGCUUGAUGACAAACGUGGCAAUGAGGUAGAGGUUUUGCGUAACUUGGCGCAAAUUACACCAAGACUAGAACCUUCCUCAAGGCAAAGAGCAAAACUUAAUAAAGAUAAGAAAAAAAGUAAUCUUGAACUUUUCAAGGAGGAAUUAAGACAAAUUCAAGAGGAGAGAUCCGAGCGACACAAGUAUAAAAAUGUUCUACGCGAGCGCGGCGUUGUGGGCGCUGAGCCUGCACUGGACACGAUGCCCGAUGUUGGUUCUUACGACACCGGCGAUCCAAACACAACCAACCUGUAUCUUGGCAAUCUUAACCCAAAGAUAACAGAGCAGCAGUUGAUGGAAAUCUUCGGGCGUUAUGGACCGUUGGCUAGUAUCAAGAUAAUGUGGCCGCGCUCGGACGAGGAGAAGGCGAGAGGGCGCAACUGUGGCUUCGUCGCAUUCAUGUCGCGCAAGGAUGGUGAGCGCGCGCUGCGCUGCAUCAAUGGCAAGGAGAUAAUGAACUACGAGAUGAAGCUGGGCUGGGGCAAGGCAGUGGUGAUCCCGCCGGUGCCCAUCUACAUUCCGCCGGCGCUGCAGCAGCCCAGCAAGCCGCCGCCGCCCUCCGGCCUGCCCUUCAACGCACAGCCUCCAAAGCACCUUGCCUCCAAGAUACCGAGGAUACACCCUAGUGAACAUUACCCAAGUGAUCCAGAGGAUCGAAAGACCUAUGAACAGAUAUUGUCACAGUCCAUUAUUAAAGUUGUCGUACCCACAGAAAGAAACAUUCUCAUGUUGAUCCACCGAAUGGUCGAAUUCGUAAUUCGAGAGGGCCCGAUGUUUGAAGCCAUCAUAAUGAACAAGGAGAUAAACAAUCCAUUCUUCCGUUUCUUGUUCGAAAACCAGUCGCCUGCUCACAUCUACUACCGGUGGAAGCUGUUCUCCAUGCUGCAGGGAGACUCACCUAAGCAAUGGUCGCUUAAUGAUUUUAGGAUGUUUGAAGGUGGCUCAGUAUGGCGGCCACCGGUAAUGAACCUGUACACAGCAGGCAUGCCCGACGAGCUCGUAGAGGAGGACGAUGCUAAAGAGAACAUUAGGGGUACUCUUUCUAACAGCCAGCGUGACCGUUUGGAGGAGAUAAUCCGCGCACUGACGCCGGCCCGCAGCAGCGUGGGCGAGGCGAUGGCGUGGUGCCUGGAGCACGCGGAGGCGGCCGGCGAGGUGGCGCAGUGCCUCAGCGAGGCGCUCGCCGGCGAGAGCACCGCGCCCGCCCGCCGCGUGGCGCGCCUCUACCUGCUGUCCGACAUCCUGCACAACGCGCAGGCCAAGCUCACCAACGCCAGCGCCUACCGCAACGCGUUCCAGCAGCGGCUGGCGGACAUCAUGCGGCACGCGCACGCGGCCUGGGCGCGCAUGAGCUCGCGCCUGCAGCAGGAGGGCUUCCGCGCGCGCGUCACGCGCAUCCUGCAGGCCUGGGCCGACUGGGCCGUCUACCCCACCGACUUCCUGCUGCAUAUCAACGACAUCUUCCUCGGACAGGACAAGGAGGAGAGCGGGGUGGCUGUGGGUGGUGGUGAGGUUGCGGAGGCGGCGGAGGGGUCUUCCGGCGAGGCGGGUGAGGGCGCGGAGGUCGCGGAGGGUGCGCGCUCGCCGGAGUCCUCGGGCUCGUGGGAGGGCGCGCUGGACGGCGCCGCGCUUCGCCGCCUGGCCGCCGCACGACACACCAGCGACGACAUCGACGGCGUGCCGGUGGAGGAGGACAUCGAUGGCAUACCGCUGGAAGCAGAGGCGGAUGCGGAAGCGGCGGCGGAUGCGGACGCGGAGGCGGAGGCGGGCGGCGCGGCGGGCGAGCGCGUGGCGGCCGGCUUCGUGCCGUCGCGCUGGGAGAGCGUGGACGUGGAGCCGCCCGCCGACGCCGACGCGGACCCGCAGCCGCCGCCGCCGCCCGCCGCCACGCUCACGCUCACGCCCACGCACAAUGAAAGCGCGGAGUCUCCGCGCGGCGAGGAGCCGGCGCUGUCUCGCGCGGUGCUGCGCGACAUCGAGGUGCGCGUGCUGCGCUACGCCGACGAGCUGGAGGCGGGCGCGCGCGCUCGCAAGCCCGCGCUCACCGCGCAGCAGCAGAUACACCACUACCGCCGCAAGCUCAUCAAGAAGGCAGCCAAGGAAGCAAAAGAAGCGGCAGCACUGGAGGAGGCGCGCGAGUCGCCCGAGCCGCGCCGCCGCUCGCCCGUCGACGACGACGCGUAUUCGAUUACUUCUAAGAAGUCAAAGAAGUCCAGAGAGCCAUCGCUGUCGCCGCCACCGAAACGCUCCCGUCAUAGCGACAGGAAAUCAAGGUCGCGGUCUCGCUCGCGUGAAAGAGAAAGAGAACGAGAUCGGUCCCGUGAGCGAGAGCGAGAACGAGAAAGGGAAAGGGAGAGAGAAAGAGAAAGAGAAAGGGAGAGGGAAAGGGAAAGAGAAAGAGAGCGCGAAAGAGACAGACGGCGUCGCUCUCCAGCCACACCUCCUGGCCACCAUCACAGGAAACAUAGCAAACACGCCAAAUAUAAGUACUGACGUUGUAUUGGGGAAUUUUAUUAAGUGUAAAAUAUAUCAGUAAUUUUA
Messenger RNA from Parnassius mnemosyne (clouded apollo), 2916 nucleotides. The record is from the annotation of a GenBank genome assembly. NCBI's taxonomy places the organism in Eukaryota, Metazoa, Arthropoda, Insecta, Lepidoptera, Papilionidae.